Trichoderma gamsii is the source of this 1374-nucleotide messenger RNA. RefSeq lists its product as hypothetical. The record is from RefSeq and is a predicted model, not a curated record. Gene Ontology annotation, biological process: proteolysis. Lineage: Eukaryota; Fungi; Ascomycota; Sordariomycetes; Hypocreales; Hypocreaceae. The transcript has a single exon. Gene Ontology annotation, molecular function: metallopeptidase activity. The coding region runs from base 1 to 1374 and encodes 457 amino acids.
AUGGCAAACCGCACUUGCAAACACACAUCCCUCUACUUGGAUGUCUCGCCGCACGCGUCUAAAGCCGGAUUCAAACGUCCAAAUAGGAGACAGCGCAUCUCAGCGGCAACUCAAGAAGGACGCGCUCUCAAAGAGUUGGAGCUCCUAACCAGCAAAGAGCUUCUCGAAGAUGAAAUGGCCUUUCCUGGACCGCUGGUUCUUCCUGGUGACGAUCUAGCUGAAGACCCAGAGUAUCCGCCACAAGAUUUCAACGAGUGGAGAGAUGAAGAGGAAAGGAACCCGGUGACUAAAGAGAGGAAAACAAUCUAUAUUGUGCCUAGUCCUUUCAUUGAGAAAAGCGUCUCCAAGAUGCAGACAUGGUCGGUCUGUACUGCAGCAAAGGAACAAGACGCACAAGUGGCCAGCCCUCCAGAUAUCCAAGACAUCGUGGAAUAUCUAUCGGCAUUUUUCUACGGCAUGGACGUCAAGAUCUUCGACCAGCCCUUUCACUGGCAUAAAUGGGAAAGCUACGACGGCACCGUCUUGAAGAACUCAAACACAGAGAAGCGAAUUGGCCUCAAGUCUCCGAGCAAAGAGCUCUUUGGAAUUCGAUGCCGCGCCUCACCAGAUGGAGUAUCUCCCAUGCAAGUCAAUCUGAACGACGUCCUGGACGCUCUGGCGGAGAAUAUCCCCUCUGACGCCCAUUCAAUUAUGAUACUGCUAGACCAAGACAUGUACGAAGGCGACGGCGACGGCGACAUCUUCUGCGCAGGACGAGCAUAUGGAGGCAGCCGCAUCGCAGCCGUCUCCACGUUCCGGGACCAGCCCUCCUGUACGCCAAAAGAUAAUGGCCACGCAUGGCCAUCCUCACACUGCGCAGCAUACAUCAACCAGCUCUGCCAUCUUCAGACCUAUACAACUAAGCCACAGCCCGUCCAACGCAAACCCAACAGCGGGCCUCUACACGCGGCCAUAAAAGCCACUACUACCUCCGCCCGUCACGAAAGCAGCAGCAUCCCGUCGGAAGCCCCUACCGCCCAGUGGCUCGGAAGAAUAGCCGUCACCAUGGCGCACGAGCUGUGUCACUGUUUGGGACUGGACCACUGCGUGUACUUUGCGUGCGCGAUGCAGGGGUGCGGCAGUGUGGAGGAGGCACAGCGGCAGCCUCCGUAUGUGUGCCCCGUUUGUCUGGAGAAGCUGGCCGCUGCGAUAGGAGAGGAGGUUGUUUCUGGAUGGAAUGAUGAGAUAUGGAGUAUGGCAGUCAGAGAGAAGUAUGUGAGGGAUCGGUAUGAGGCGUUGAGGAAGGCCUGUGAGAGAUGGAGCAAUCCAAGCAUUUCGAGGAUGUUUGCUGGGUAUAGGGCUUGGCUGGAUGUAGUGAUUGAGCGAAGUCUGUGA